CCGUUGACUCCAGAGAGAAGCAGCGUUGACAUCCUAACGGACCUUGGAGGGUUACAUUUACCCAAAACCUUUUUUCAAAUGGGCCCCGUCGCCUAGCGUUUGCUCCCCCACCCCCCAUCCUCACCGGCUGAGUUGAAUUGAGUGCUGCUGAACAUCGGCACAUCGUCUGGGUUAGUAAAGGUUUCCAUCAAUUCCAUCAGUGACCAACUACUAAAAAAUGGCAGCCAUUCCAGCAGGCGGUUCCCUCGUGGCGACCACUGACUACUACCGUAGGCGCAUCGGCUCUACAUCCAGUAGCAGCUCUUGUGGCAGUUCGGAGUACAGUGGGGAGGUCAUCCCUCACCAUCCAGGUCUCCCCAAGCAGGAUUCGGGCCACUGGUGGUCCAGUUUCUUCUUUGGGAAGCAGCCGGGGAUGACGCCGCUGACCGAGGAGGCGCAGCAGAAGGCGGGGGUCUCGGGUGCGGUGACCAACGGACAGAUCACCUGCAUCGCCAAGGAGAUGGUGAUGCAGCGGCAGGCGAGCGAGAGCAGCGACGCGGGGAGCCCCGCCUCCUCGUGAUCCUCACUGCAGCCUGCGCCGCACCCCGGGAGAACCGAACCAACGACCAACGCUAGGCGACGGAGAUCGUCCCGUUUACAACCUUUUUUUUUAAUAUAUUCAUUCUAGUAAAGGCUGCGUCGUUUUUUUUCAUGUUUUGUAACUUUUUUAAUGACUAAAAAUGAAGAAAAAAAUUGAAACUUGUGUUCCCUAGCAUCUGUUACAUUGUUCCAUUGACACUGUUCCUACUUUCACAUGUUUGUGUUGCCAUUACCGUCUCCCUGUAAUGUUGCUGAUGCAAUAAAGUAGUCUGUUGCAGCCUAA
This is a messenger RNA of Fundulus heteroclitus (mummichog), 862 nucleotides long. RefSeq names its product pancreatic progenitor cell differentiation and proliferation factor b (gene ppdpfb). The transcript has 5 exons. Gene Ontology annotation, biological process: multicellular organism development; cell differentiation. The record is from RefSeq and is a predicted model, not a curated record. Bases 218 to 559 code for a protein of 113 amino acids. NCBI's taxonomy places the organism in Eukaryota, Metazoa, Chordata, Actinopteri, Cyprinodontiformes, Fundulidae.